Molecule: messenger RNA, 1437 nt
Organism: Insectozyma verbasci
Lineage: Eukaryota; Fungi; Ascomycota; Pichiomycetes; Serinales; Debaryomycetaceae
Source: the annotation of a GenBank genome assembly
AUGGGAUUUAGAGUAUUGGAUUUAGUAAAACCUUUUGGUCCAUUCUUACCAGAAGUUAUAGCUCCUGAACGUAAAGUCCAGUUCCAGCAAAGAGUCAUGUGGACUAUAAUUACUUUGUUAAUUUUUUUAGUAAUGAGUGAAAUUCCUUUAUAUGGUAUUGCAAGUUCAGAUUCUUCCGAUCCUUUAUUUUGGUUAAGAAUGAUGUUAGCUUCUAAUAGAGGUACUUUAAUGGAAUUAGGUAUAUCUCCAAUUGUUUCUUCAGGAAUGUUAUUUCAAUUAUUACAAGGUACAAAAUUAAUAUUUGUUGAUAUGACAAAUAAGAAUGAUAGAGAACAAUUUCAAAUUGCUCAAAAAUUAUUAGCUAUAUUAUUAUCAAUUGGUCAAGCUACUGUUUAUGUUUUAACUGGUAUGUAUGGUCCGCCAAAAAAUUUGGGUGUUGGUGUUUGUUUAUUAUUAAUUUUACAAUUGGUUUUUGCUUCAAUAAUUGUUAUAUUAUUAGAUGAAUUAUUACAAAAAGGUUAUGGUUUAGGUAGUGGUGUUUCUUUAUUUACUGCUACAAAUACAUGUGAACAAGUAUUUUGGAAAGCUUUUGCUCCAACUACUUCAUCAUCAGCAAAAGGUACAGAAUUUGAUGGUGCUGUUGUUGCAAUGUUUCAUUUAUUAGGUUCAAGAAAAGAUAAAAAAAGAGCAUUGAUUGAAUCAUUUUAUAGACAUAAUUUACCAAAUAUGUUUCAAUUAUUAGCUACGUUAUUAGUAUUUUUCGUUGUUGUUUAUUUACAAGGUUUUAGAAUUGAAUUACCUUUAAAAUCAACAAGACAAAGAGGUCCUUAUGGUUUAUAUCCAAUUAGAUUAUUUUAUACAUCGAACAUUCCAAUUAUGUUACAAAGUGCUUUAAGUUCAAAUAUCUUUAUUAUUUCACAAUUGUUAUUUAUGAGAUGGCCUAAAAAUUUAUUUGUUAGAAUUUUAGGUUCUUGGGGUGCAAGACCUGGUAGUUCACAAUUAUAUGCAAGUGGAGGAUUAGCUUAUUAUAUUCAACCACCUUUUAAUUUUACUGAAGCUUUAUUAGAUCCAAUUAAAACUACAAUUUAUAUUAUAUUUGUAUUAGGUAGUUGUGCAGUUUUUUCAACUACAUGGAUUGAAAUUUCAGGUACUUCACCAAAAGAUAUUGCUAAACAAUUUAAAGAACAAGGAUUAGUAAUUGCUGGUCAUAGAGAUACUUCUGCGUAUAAAGAAUUGAAGAAAAUUAUACCAAUUGCAGCUGCAUUUGGUGGUGCUACCAUUGGUGCAUUAUCGGUUAUAUGUGAUUUAACUGGUACUUUAGGAUCAGGUACAUCUAUAUUAUUAGCAGUUACCACUAUAUAUGGUUAUUAUGAAUUAGCUAUUAAAGAAGGUGGUUUUAAUAAAAGUAUUGUUAGUGGUUUUACUGAUGGUAUUUAG